Messenger RNA from Microplitis demolitor, 2460 nucleotides. RefSeq lists its product as uncharacterized. The transcript is spliced from 7 exons. Bases 1185 to 2345 code for a protein of 386 amino acids. The record is from RefSeq and is a predicted model, not a curated record. Lineage: Eukaryota; Metazoa; Arthropoda; Insecta; Hymenoptera; Braconidae.
UUUUAUAUUUCGAAAGUAUUGUUGUCCUAGUAAGAGAAUAGACCUCGGAAAUUGCCCUCACUACCGAACAUUUAUGAACUGCACACACGUACAGAAAUGGGAAAACAUUUAGCACAUAAAACAUCAACACUCGGAGUAAAAACCGACGACACCCAAAGUCCAAUCUCUUGGCGGGAUGACAAUAUAGUCGUAAGGCUUAUCAAAAACUUUACAUUGAAUUGUGACGCUGACUCGCAACUUCCCACUGUUUUCUGGACUUUUCAAUAUUAAAUUGCAACGGAUAUAAUUUGAAUCACUGGAGAUACCCGAACAAUUUCAAAUUUUCCAUCUGAGGUUUCCACUAUAUUAAAUUGGGGACAUUAUUAAGACAACAAAAAGCUAUGUUUACCAUGGUCCUACCCUCGCAGUUUUGAAUCACCUUGGAAACACGAUGGAAUCACGGCGGUUACACGGUGGGUUUUUUUGUGUAUACACGGUGUUUCCACGAUGGUUACACGGUGUACUCACCGUGGAAUCAUGGUGAUAACAUGAUAAAAAACCCACCGUGUUUCCAGGGUGAUUCAAAACCGCGAGGGUAGGAAUAGGAUAGCUAAUCUAGUCAACGAACACAACCAAGGUUCUAACUUCUUCGAGGAUUCAAUGUCUGCAUUUAUAACAAAGAUCAAAACUCUAAUACUAAACAACUAAUACAUGUACAAUGUCACCAAUCUUAAAAUUAAAUUAGUCUCGUGUUCAUUAUUUAUGUUUACACUAAUAUUAUAUAUCACUUAUAAUAUAUCAUUGUUCUUUUUAAUGUAUACUGCCAAUUGGCGUUCUUUUGCAAUAAAUAAAUAAAUUGAUAUUGAAAAAACGAUAGGGAAAGAAUGACAUUUCCGGCCAUUAAACGAAACACCACGCUCGUUAAUAGUUCAAGAUUACAAUGUAUUUAAUAAAGCUAUUUUGAUAAAUCCAAUAAAAGCAUAAUUAUAUUAGGAAAAAUGAAUUGCCUACGGUAUGUUUGUAACGUGUGUUGAAAAAUGCAAUCUAUUGCUUCAGGGUAACAAUAAAAAAUAUUGACACGUAGUCUUUGAGUAUUUAAUACUGUGGAUUUUGUUUUAUUUUUAAUCAUUAAUUGGAACGCGUUCUAUAGCAAUUACUUAAAGCACUAUUACGAAGAUAAUCUUAGAAAUAAAUCCAGCGAUAUCAUGAAAUACUACGUUGGCUUAUUUAGUAUGUCGAUUUGGAUUAUUGUUGUGAUUCUAAUCAUUAAUAUACCAUUAAUAAUAUCCUUAGUUGCAAUAUCUAAAGGUGAUCCUGAUAAUUGGCAAGGUGCAAAUGCAUAUUUCAAUAGUAUAUACAUAGUCAUGAUCGACGAGACAAAUUUAAACAAUGAUGGAUAUUGUGCUGGUGAUUGUUCAGCACUCGACACUAACUCUACGAAACAUCAUGAUGCUAAUUUGAGUCAUCCAAAUAAUUGUUUUGGCUCAAUUCGUAAAUGCUGGCUAGAAAAAGGAUCAAAUGAACGAGCUCAGGCAUAUAUUGAUUAUAAAAAGAUGGAAGCACGUCAUAUUAUGGUACAUCCUUUGGGUGGAACUUAUUUGAUUGACCGUGCUGCUUUACAGCCAUAUAAAUAUAAAUAUGAGCAUACAGGGGGUACUUGUGGAUGUCUAUGUGAACGUACUUACAAUCCAGAUUUUUAUACUCCACGUGGUGAACUACUCGAUUCAUUUUGUUUUGAUGCUUCACAUGUAGAUUUUGGUUUUGUUGCUACUGGUGUGAGAUUUAAAAGAUACAAUAACAUAAUACAUCUCGAACACCAACAAGGAAAAUUAAAACAUGGAAAAAUUGAUGCAAAAACAGUUACCUGGAAAAUUUCAAAUCAUUGUACUUUUUCACGAAAAGUAAUUGAUGAUUUCGAUGGUUUCCGUUACCGAGCGUUAGAAAUUGUAUUAGAAGAUAUGAUUUUAGAUAGUGAUGCUGUUGUGACAGGUGUAACAUUUACUAAAUCAUUAGUUGGUCAUCAUAUAGAAAAUGAUGGUGAUAUCAGUACCAGCAGAUAUAAAGAAAUAAAAUUCAGUCAAUGUCAAAAAAACAGAACGAUCGAUUUGGUGCAUAGUGCACGGUUUUUACUGCCGUCUACAUCUUUAUUGGGACAAAAUAAACAACUGAGUGAAUCCUGCAAACAUCAUAUAUUGUUCGGGGGAACUUCUUGGAAUAUUGCUCAGAUACAACAUGUCGUACCAUUUGUGGACCUACAGGAAAUCGUUACGAACCCACCGUCACCUAUUAAGGGUAUUGGCUGGUAUUAUCGUGGUCAACCUGGAUAUGGUGGAUUCCUAGCUCUGAAAAUUUUCACAAAUUUAUAAUAAGGCAGUUGUCAAAUAAACUUUCAUUGUAAUUCUAUAUAUUUUAUUUACUAAUGUCAUAUCAGUUGUAAAAUAUUUCUCAAAAUAAAACAAAUGAACUCUAUGUCCACUAUUU